GGACACAGGUGUCGUGAAAACCACCGCUAAACCUAAGCAAAAAUGGGAAAGGAGAAGACCCACAUCAACAUCAUUGUCAUCGGACACGUAGAUUCAGGAAAGUCUACCACUACUGGCCAUCUGAUCUACAAAUGUGGUGGGAUCUACAGGAGAACCACUGAAAAGUUCGAGAAGGAGGCUGCCAAGAUGGGAAAGGGCUCCUUCAAGUAUGCCUGGGUCUUGGACAAACUGAAAGCUGAACGCGAGUGUAUCUCCCUAAGGAAAUUCGAGACCAGCAAGUACUAUGUGAACAUCAUUGAUGCCCCAGGACACAGAGACUUCAUCAAAAACAUGAUUACAGGCACAUCCCAGGCUGACUGUGCUGUCCUGAUUGUUGCUGCUGGUGUUGGUGAAUCUGAAGCAGGUAUUUCCAAGAAUGGGCAGACCCGUGAGCAUGCCCUUCUGGCCUACACUCUGGGUGUGAAACUAAUUGUUAACAAAAUGGAUUCCACUGAGCCACCCUACAGCCAGAAGAGAUACGAGGAAACUGUUAAGGAAGUCAGCACCUACAUUAAGAAAAUUGGCUACAACCCCGACACAAUAGCAUUUGUGCCAAUUUCUGGCUGGAAUGGUGACAACAUGCUGGAGCCAAGUGCUAACAUGCCGUGGUUCAAGGGAUGGAAAGUCACCUGUAAAGAUGGCAAUGCCAGUGGAACCACAAUGCUUGAAACUCUGGAUUGCAUCCUGCCACCAACUUGCCCAAGUUGCCCAUGA
Messenger RNA from Eubalaena glacialis (North Atlantic right whale), 753 nucleotides. Its product is annotated as putative elongation factor 1-alpha-like 3. Gene Ontology annotation, biological process: translational elongation; translation. The record is from RefSeq and is a predicted model, not a curated record. The coding region runs from base 43 to 753 and encodes 236 amino acids. The transcript has a single exon. Lineage: Eukaryota; Metazoa; Chordata; Mammalia; Artiodactyla; Balaenidae. Gene Ontology annotation, molecular function: translation elongation factor activity; GTPase activity; GTP binding.